Messenger RNA from Brugia malayi, 762 nucleotides. RefSeq names its product UTP--ammonia ligase, putative (gene Bma-mrps-34). Gene Ontology annotation, biological process: mitochondrial translation. Bases 1 to 762 code for a protein of 253 amino acids. The record is from RefSeq and is a predicted model, not a curated record. Lineage: Eukaryota; Metazoa; Nematoda; Chromadorea; Rhabditida; Onchocercidae. Gene Ontology annotation, cellular component: mitochondrion; mitochondrial small ribosomal subunit. The transcript has 5 exons. Gene Ontology annotation, molecular function: structural constituent of ribosome.
AUGAUUCCAAAUAUACGCUACAUCGGGAAUUAUGACAUAAAUGCUGAAGGAAAAUUUCUUUGGGAGAUCCUUUGUCAGUUGCGAAAUCUUGGAAUUGGAAGGAUUGUAACAAAGAAUGAAUGGGCGAGAAAAUGGCCGAAACAACCAUCUUACCUAAAAAUUGUUCAGGCUUGUCCAAGUAUGGAUCGUUGGUUACUUCGGGGAAAACUUUGGGCAGAUUGGACUUUUAGAGGCAUUAAUUUAGGUUUGUAUGAGUUUAGUGCCGACUUGGCACGCUCAGAUUGGCGUUUAAUUCACAAGCACGAGGAAGAUGAAUUCAUGAAGUGUGACAGUCCUAUGAAACCAAUCGAGUAUCCGAAGACGAUGCCACUUCCUCCGUAUCUUCGAGCUGUAUGUGAAAACGGUGAUGUAGUAAGGAUGGAGGAAAAACGGAUAGAUUUGGAUUUAUGUUUGGACCCUCAAUUUGGCAUGAUUAAACACCUUUUCAAGAAGGUUGAAACGGUACAUGGAAAUUCUAUUUAUGAUGAAACAAGACCAGAAAUUUGGUUAGAUUUAUAUGGUGAUGAAAUGCCAACAAAAGUGGAGGCAUGGACUGUUGGUCCGGCAGAGUUACGGCCCCAUUUUGACAAUUCUGUUCCGACGCCUUGUCCUCCAGAGUUGGAUAACAUGUCAUUGCCUGAAUUUAAAUUCGAUUUCUCAGAAUUAGAAAGUAUUAAGGAUGUUGCAGAUAGCGAAAAUUCGGAUAAGAUUAAAUAUUCGUAA